Molecule: messenger RNA, 3799 nt
Organism: Lepidothrix coronata (blue-crowned manakin)
Lineage: Eukaryota; Metazoa; Chordata; Aves; Passeriformes; Pipridae
Gene: CABLES1
Product: Cdk5 and Abl enzyme substrate 1
Exons: 11
Coding region: 226-1149 (307 amino acids)
Biological process (GO): regulation of cell cycle; nervous system development
Cellular component (GO): cytosol
Source: RefSeq, a predicted model, not a curated record
GGCCGCACCAGCCCCCAGGGCAUCGCCGGCAGCAGCGGAGAGCUAGGGCAGCCCGGCCCCGCCGCCGCCUUCGAGCUGCAGCGAUCCCGACGCCGGCUGAUCUCCCAGCGAUCUUCUCUGGAGACUCUGGAGGACAUCGAGGAAAAUGCCCCAUUGCGGAGAUGUCGGACACUCUCAGGAUCACCCAGACCAAAGAACUUUAAGAAGGUUCAUUUUAUCAAGAACAUGCGGCAACACGAUACCAGAAACGGCAGAAUAGUCCUUAUCAGCAGCAGAAGAUCCUUCUGUAGCAUAUUUUCAGUGCUGCCAUAUCGAGACUGUACCCAAGUCGGGGAUAUGAAGCUGGAUGGUGGACGCCAGUGCCAUUCUACUGGAGUGUGUCUGAAAGAGAUAAUUGGUCUUGAAGGUGUGGAGCUUGGAGCAGAUGGGAAGACGGUUUCUUAUACACAGUUCCUAUUUCCCACCAAUGCUCUGGGAACUCGGAGAAACACGAUAGAUUCCACCUCAUCUUUCUCCCAAUUUCGCAAUGCAAGCCAUCGUAGCCUUUCUUUGGCAAGAGCUAACAGCACCCAGGGGAGCAUCGAUGCAGGUAGUGACCUGGGAGACUUUGUUGAAUAUGACCCAAAUCUUUUAGAUGAUCCCCAAUGGCCAUGUGGCAAACAUAAGCGGGUUUUAAUAUUUCCUUCCUAUAUGACCACAGUCAUAGACUACGUGAAGCCAUCAGAUCUCAAGAAAGACAUGAAUGAGACCUUUAAGGAGAAGUUCCCUCACAUCAAGCUAACCCUCAGUAAAAUAAGAAGCUUGAAGAGAGAAAUGCGCAAGCUUGCUCAAGAAGAAUGUGGUUUUGAAGAGCCCACAGUGGCCAUGGCCUUUGUCUACUUUGAGAAGCUCGCUCUCAAGGGGAAGCUGAACAAGCAGAAUAGAAAGCUUUGUGCUGGAGCUUGUGUUCUUUUAGCAGCCAAAAUUGGCAGUGACCUCAGAAAACAUGAAGUCAAGCAUCUUAUAGAUAAACUGGAAGAGAAGUUCCGGCUGAACAGGCGAGAGCUGAUCGCCUUCGAGUUCCCAGUGCUGGUGGCCUUGGAGUUUGCUCUCCACCUUCCUGAGCACGAAGUGAUGCCUCACUACAGACGCUUGGUGCAGAACUCCUAGCGCUGGCUGCCCUGCGGGGAAGGGGCUACCGACUGUUCCAGCUUGGCUCUCCUGAGCCACAGUUACUACUGGAAAUGCAAAAUCAGACUCCUUACAGUUCACUCUCUCUCUCUCCCCAAAACAGUUUUUCUGGCAACGUAUAGGAAACACUGCAUCAACGUAAGACUUUCAGCUUUGACAAAUUUACGUAUCAUUGCUUUCUCAAAGCAAGUGAAGACUGAGCUGUUGGUAAAUGGUUCACAUGCUGAAACUGAGUGGUGACUGACCCCACCUGUAGGGACUACAGCUAUAAAAGUAGGCAAAAUUUAGAAGGGCAGCCUCCAUGACCACCCCUCUCUGCAUCACACAAACCCUGGAAGCCCACUGAGUGCAUUCUCAUAGCGCUUUUUCUACAGACCUGCUGCAAAUUCCAAGAGGACUUCUUGAAGUGAAAAAGCUUUUAGAAGAUAUCUUCACUGUGUCAAAAAGAAUGUGCCAAUCUAUUUUUGUAUCAGCAAUUGAAAGUGCACUUUUUCCUGUGGGGUGUUUGUGUGUGUAUCUGUGUGUGUGUGCGUGUGCGACACCAAACUGAUCUCAGUCCAGGUGGUUGGCUUAGCUGUUUCCAAGUGUAUCAGUUACUGAUGGUGAAGAUCAAGGUGACCUUACACAUUUACUUCUUGAAAAACAUAACUACUGGAAAAGUGGUAAAUGGGAUCAUUUUUGGACACUUGUUUUUUUUAAUCUCUGAUCUUUCCAAUAUUGUACCUUUGAAAGCAUUACACUACUACUACUACUGCGAGAGAAGGAUCAGCAACUGACCUUAAGUUUUCAAUCAUGUUUGUGGUAAAGAUGGAAGCAUUAGUAUAAGAUUUCCAUGUCAUGUUUUUUAAAAAUAUCUUGUGUUAAGCCACAUGCAUAUUUUUAACCUUCGCACUUUUCCCACUGUGGAGAUGGUUAGACUUGCACUCUGUAGUGUUGUAUUUCUGUGCUCUAUGUUAGAGUGCGUAAUAAGCACAUUUAUUGUGCUCUAUCUUAAAACAGUGUUUUAUUAAAAAAAAAAAAAGAGUAGGGCUCAGCAGUAUAACAGGUGUCUUAAGGCUCCAACAGCAGGGGCAUCAGCCGUUAAAGUUUUGGGUUUUUAAUUAGAAUUGACUGUGCAAAACCUAAAAUCUGUGCCCAUUGAAGUUAGAGAUGCAGUUCCUUUAGACAUUUCAGUACUGGAGUUUUACAGUAAAACUUCUUGCAGCUUCCCUGGUUCUGACUGGACACUUGAGGGCUUCAUCCAAGCUCCCAAUGCUACAUACACACUAAGCUAGUGCCAUGCUUACAGACAUUGUUCAAUUGCUGUUAUCAUGUGGGAUUACACCCCUAUCCAGUCUUCUCCUGUGCUGGUUCACUUAACAAGCCUUGCCCUAACAUGCCCCACAUGGAUCCACUAAAAUCAAAUUAUUACAUUUGUGGUAAUUAUAUAAAAUAAUGAUCUCAACUGUGAGAUUUUAGCUGAAGCCUUACCUCUCUUAGUUUGAGAGUGCUUGCUCAGAGUACAGAAAGGGCUUGUGAGAAGAACGUAGAGAAGUGGGACAUACCAGAGGAUGUAAACACACUAAUGCUUACUUUCUUUUGCUCUUACUUAAAUCAGUUUUAUUAUUUCCUUCAGUUAGGCCAGGACACAUCCAGUUUCUUUACCAACUUUGAUUCCUUUAAAUCCUGUUAUUAAAAAAAAGCCUGUAUGUGAUUGCUGUACAGGAUCUGGAAAGGUUGCACAUGUCAGGACAAAUGGGAAUUUGUUUGAUGCUGUUGCUCUCCCCCCAUUUUAUAGGGGAGAGUGACUAUGCUAGCUUACACUUACUAUUAAUACUUAUCUGAUUACUGAUAUAGAUACAUUCCAACAGGAUUGGGGAGGACGGGCUAAAGAGAAAAAUGUGCACUUAAACCUUCCCAGUGUAAUGCCCCAUGUCGCUGCAACCCGCGCAUCACUUGGCCAGCUGCAAAGUGAGGGGAGGGGGGCCCUUGACAGCACUCUUACUCCCUCCUCCUCCUCCUCCUCCUCCUCCUUCUCCUGGCCCCCACGCAGCCAAGGAACAGAGGAGCCAAGAGCCUGGAGCAUGCCUGAAGCCUACACAGCUGCCCUGCCAGUUUAUUCAGACCAAAAAGGCAGUGUAGUGUUGACCUACAAGCCAAAACAGUCUGUGGGUCUGCUAGGAGGGCUUCCAUCCUUGGCUGUAUCCCCUUCCACCGAAAUUGUGUGUAUAUGUGUUCAAGAUUUGUUUCUGAUUGCAGAGAUCUGUUUCUAAUAGCGACUACUCAAAGUUAAGCAGAAGCUUUACCUUUCUGUAAAGGCUUCUACCUUUUGCUUUUGAGUCUCAUUUUUUUCUUAUAUUGCUUUAUAGCAUUGCAGGGAAAAAGAAAAUUGUGAUUGCAAGAUGCAGACUAAAGAAUGACAGUCUUACAGUAGUCUUUAGAGACGCUAUUGAAUCAUGCUGUCACAUCUUUUGUCUUCUGUGCUGCUACCCAACCCUGAUCUACAGUUUACACAGAUUUCUGGGAGGAAAUCUGAUUGCUGGAGACUUUCUGCUUUUCAUUAUUGUUAUUGUUGUUUUGGGGGUGGAAAAGUGUUUCAGAGUGAUGUUCAGUUACAGUUUGAAUGUGGAAUAAACACUUAAGAUGGUGA